This is a messenger RNA of Verticillium alfalfae VaMs.102, 984 nucleotides long. RefSeq names its product isoflavone reductase family protein. NCBI's taxonomy places the organism in Eukaryota, Fungi, Ascomycota, Sordariomycetes, Glomerellales, Plectosphaerellaceae. The transcript has 4 exons. Bases 1 to 984 code for a protein of 327 amino acids. The record is from RefSeq and is a predicted model, not a curated record.
AUGUCUCGCAAACUCACAGUCGCCAUCGUCGGAGCCACCGGCGCCACGGGGGGAUCUAUUGCUCGCGUUCUCCUGUCUGACCAAGAUCAAUUCGAGGUCAUUAUUCUGGCCCGAGCGGCAUCUCUUAACAAACCGGAACUUACGGCCCUUAAAGAGCUCGGUGCCGCUGUGCGCGCUGUGGACCUUGAUGGUCCAAUCGACUAUGUCGCCAACGUGCUGGCUGGCACAGAUGUCGUCGUCUCCGGCAUGACGCUCCAGCAGAUGCCACAGGAGCUCAACCUCGCGUUGGCGGCUAAGCAAGCCAACGUAGGAAGAUUUGUGACGAGCUUCUUCGCUCCUGUGUGCCCGCCCGGCGGUGUCACGUUCAUGAGGGAAAAGAAGGAAGAAAUUUUGAAUCAUAUCAAGAAACUCUACCUUCCUUACACUGCCGUUGAUGUCGGCUGGUGGUAUCAGAUGACCAUCCCGCGCCCGCUAACCCAGCCAGCUGAUCCGAAGGCCUUUGUGCAGCCCAUGCCCAUCGUUGAUGAAGGAAACGUGAGGAUCGCGCUGACGGAUAAUCGCGACAUCGCACCUUUUGUCGCCAGGAUCAUUGCUGACGAAAGGACCCUCAACCAUCUUGUGUUUGUCUAUGGAGAAGUCAAGACAACAACUGAAGCCUGGAGCGAGGCCGAAGCCAUCUCCGGGGUCUCCGCCGAGAAGAAAUAUGCAAGUAUUGAUUGUCAUUCUCAUCAUCUCUCAGUGUCCGAGGCAAGCUUGCUGGAAACCAUCGAGAAGAAUCCAGGAGUCCUCACCAUGGAGACAGGGAUGGCACAAUACUUCUAUACUCUCGCCGUCCGAGGCGACAAUACCCCCGAGAACGCCAAGUAUCUGGGCUAUCUCGACGCAAGGGAACUCUACCCUGACCUGCAGCCACGAAGCUGGAGGGAUUACAUCAUGGAUCUGGAAGCUGGCCAAAUUCCAACGCCCUAUCCGGACCGCAAGUAG